Molecule: messenger RNA, 2278 nt
Organism: Loxodonta africana (African savanna elephant)
Lineage: Eukaryota; Metazoa; Chordata; Mammalia; Proboscidea; Elephantidae
Product: intercellular adhesion molecule 5
Exons: 8
Coding region: 1-1851 (616 amino acids)
Biological process (GO): cell-cell adhesion
Cellular component (GO): plasma membrane
Molecular function (GO): integrin binding
Source: RefSeq, a predicted model, not a curated record
AUGCGGCUGCGCGCGCAAACCCUCUCCCGCGCGGGGGCCACUCGCGUGCUCAGGCCGCACCACGUACCACGUACCAACAAGUACAGGGGAAAGAGGUCGACUUUAAAGAAUAUCAAAGAAAGAAUUUUCUAUAUCCUUUUUUCUUUUUGUCACUUCAGUACUGCUGUCUCGUUUCUUCCUCUCCAGCUUUUGGCGCUUUUCAUAAGAAUAGAGAUGCUUCUAUUUGGUACCUGGGCCCUGCUGGCCUUGAUCCCUUGCUCAGGGGCCACAGAAGAGCUAUUUGAGGUCUCCGUUUGGCCAGAUCAGGCCCUGGUAGAAUUUGGACAGUCACUUGUGGUCAACUGCAGCACCACCUGUCCAGACCCAGGACCCAGUGGAAUUGAGACCUUCUUAAAGAAAACCCAGGUGGGCAAAGGGCCUCAGUGGAAGGAAUUUCUCCUGGAGGAUAUCACAGAGAAUUCCAUUCUGCAGUGCUUCUUCUCAUGUGCAGGGAUCCAAAAGGACAAGAGCCUGGGCAUCUCUGUGUAUCAGCUGCCAGAGCAGGUGAUCCUGGAGCUGCAGCCUGCGUGGGUGGCUGUGGAGGAAGCCUUUACAGUGAAGUGCCAUGUGCCCAGUGUAGCACCCCUGGAGAACUUAACCCUUACACUUCUCCAGGGCAACCAAGAACUAUGUAAAAAGAACUUCGUGAGCUUGGCUAUGGCCGCCCAAAGAGCUGAGGUUGCCAUCAGUGUCAGAGCACAAAGGGCGGAUGACAGGUGCAAUUUCUCCUGCCACGCACAACUGGACUUGAGUUCACAAGGUGGAGGACUCUUUCACAGCAGCUCUGCCAUCAAGGUGCUCCGGAUCUUCGAAUUCUCUCAGAGCCCCCAGAUCUGGGUCUCUCCACUGCUGGAGGUUGGGAUGGCAGAGAGUGUGAGCUGUGAGGUGGCUCGAGUGUUUCCAGCCAAAGAGGUAAUGUUCUCCAUGUUCCUGGGAGACCAAGAGCUGAACCCCUUCCUCUCCUGGGAGGGAGACACAGCCUGGGCCAAUGCCACCGUUCGGGCCAUGGAGACUGGUGAUCAGGAGCUGUCCUGCCUUGUAUCUCUGGGUCCGAUGGAGCAGAAAACAAGGGAGCCAGUGCAUGUCUAUAGCUUCCCUCCACCCAUACUGGAGAUACAAGAAUCAUACCCCUUGGUGGGGACAGAGGUUAAUGUGACCUGUUCAGGGCAUGUAUUAACAUCACCCAGCCCUACUCUGAGACUUCAGGGAGCACCAGAACUCCCUGCCCCUGGGGAGCCUGCCUGGAUUUUACUUACUGCCAGGGAGGAAGAUGAUGGUCGAAAUUUCUCCUGUGAGGCCAUCUUGGAGGUUCAGGGUCAGCAGUUGAUCAAAACCACUGCUGUUCAACUCCAUGUCUUUUAUGAGCCACGGUUAGAGGAAUCUGACUGUCCUGGCAACCAGACAUGGGUGGAAGGGACAGAGCGGCUGCUUACCUGCAUCCCAAAGGGAAACCCGACUCCAAGCAUGGUAUGUACCUGGAAUGGGAUGAUCUUCGACCUUGAAGUCCCACAGAGGGCAACCCAGAACCACACUGGAACCUACUGCUGCGUGGCCACUAACCAGCUGGGCUCUGUCAGCAAAGACAUUGCUGUUGUUGUUCAAGGACUGGAUGAAGACCUCAGCUCUACCAUCUUCGUCAUUAUCAUCGUGGCCCUUGGAGUGGGUGUAGUCACCAUAGCACUGUAUUUGAACUAUGGGCCCUGCAAAACAGACAGGAGGAAGUUGCCCUAUAGGCAGAAAGAGAACAACAAAGAGGAGGAAAGCCAGCUUGAUGUUCAACAAGCAGAAAAGUGCAGCCCACAUAAUUGUUAAAUAGAAACAGCAAUUGGUUGAGUGAGGAUUCUACUGGGGUUUCCCAGGGAGGGAGGAGGAAAUCAAGAAGAGGCAGAGCCUGAAAGUGAGGCUACAUUACCCUUUGGGUUCUACAGUUCUGUAAAAGCAGGUAGUGGUUCUGGCCCUGUGGCCAUUGUAUCCAGUCCAUCUGCAAGUUCAGCUUUCUCUUCCUAGUUCUCUAGGAAUUUCAGUCUCAAUGUUCAACUAGUGACAGGACCUCUUGCCCCUUGCUAUGUGCUUAAUCAGUUCACUCCUGGGUUCAAAAAGAAGGUCUGGCCCUUGCCUCGUCAUCCCCAGUCCCACUGCCAUUUGUUCCCCAAAACAACAGAUUGCUCCCAAACAGACUGAAGCGAUAAUAAUAAUAAAAAAAAAUCUCAGAAAUACUUCUGAUUUCUCAUGGUUUUCU